Dama dama (fallow deer) is the source of this 2022-nucleotide messenger RNA. It is a transcript of the gene SIM2, whose product is annotated as SIM bHLH transcription factor 2. Lineage: Eukaryota; Metazoa; Chordata; Mammalia; Artiodactyla; Cervidae. Bases 1 to 2022 code for a protein of 673 amino acids. The transcript has 11 exons. Gene Ontology annotation, biological process: regulation of transcription by RNA polymerase II. The record is from RefSeq and is a predicted model, not a curated record. Gene Ontology annotation, molecular function: RNA polymerase II transcription regulatory region sequence-specific DNA binding; protein dimerization activity; DNA-binding transcription factor activity, RNA polymerase II-specific.
AUGAAGGAGAAGUCCAAGAAUGCGGCCAAGACCAGGAGGGAGAAGGAAAAUGGCGAGUUUUAUGAGCUGGCCAAGCUGCUCCCGCUGCCCUCGGCCAUCACCUCGCAGCUGGACAAGGCGUCCAUCAUCCGACUCACCACGAGCUACCUGAAGAUGCGCGCCGUCUUUCCCGAAGGUUUAGGAGACGCAUGGGGACAGCCCAGCCGCGCAGGGCCCCUGGACACUGUCGCCAAGGAGCUGGGAUCACACUUGCUGCAGACUUUGGAUGGAUUUGUUUUUGUGGUAGCAUCUGAUGGCAAAAUCAUGUAUAUUUCGGAAACAGCUUCUGUACAUUUAGGCUUGUCCCAGGUGGAGCUCACGGGCAACAGCAUUUAUGAGUAUAUCCAUCCCUCGGACCAUGAUGAGAUGACAGCUGUCCUGGCAGCCCACCAGCCUCUUCACCAUCACUUGCUCCAAGAGUAUGAGAUCGAGAGGUCAUUCUUCCUUCGAAUGAAGUGUGUCUUGGCGAAAAGAAACGCUGGCCUGACGUGCAGUGGAUACAAGGUCAUCCAUUGCAGCGGCUACUUGAAGAUCAGGCAGUAUAUGCUGGACAUGUCCCUGUACGACUCGUGCUACCAGAUUGUGGGGCUGGUGGCUGUGGGCCAGUCGCUGCCGCCCAGCGCCAUCACUGAGAUCAAGCUUCACAGCAACAUGUUCAUGUUCAGGGCCAGCCUCGACCUGAAGCUGAUAUUCCUGGAUUCCAGGGUGACCGAGCUGACUGGGUACGAGCCGCAGGACCUGAUCGAGAAGACCCUGUACCAUCAUGUGCACGGCUGUGACGUCUUCCACCUCCGCUACGCGCACCACCUCCUGCUGGUGAAGGGCCAGGUCACCACCAAGUACUACCGGCUGCUGUCCAAGCUGGGCGGCUGGGUGUGGGUGCAGAGCUACGCCACCGUCGUGCACAACAGCCGCUCGUCCCGGCCGCACUGCAUCGUGAGUGUCAAUUAUGUCCUCACGGACAUCGAGUACAAGGAACUGCAGUUGUCUCUGGACCAGGUGUCCACGUCCAAGUCCCAGGACUCCUGGAGGACCGCCUUGCCUACCUCACAAGAAACUAGGAAGUUAGCUAAGCCCAAAAACACGAAGAUGAAGACGAAGCUGAGAGCAAACCCUUACCCCGCACAGCAGUACAGCUCGUUCCAAAUGGACAAACUGGAGUGCGGCCAGCUCGGAAGCUGGAGGGCCAGCCCCCCUGCCCACGGCCCGGCUCCCCCAGAACAGCAGCUCCAUUCAGAAGGCGGCGACCUUCUGUACGCCCCGUCCUACGGCCUGCCCUUCUCCUACCACUACGGACCCUUCCCUCUGGACUCUCACGUCUUCAGCGGCAAGAAGCCCGUGCUGCCGGCCAAGUUCGGACAGCCCCAGGGACCCCCGUGUGAGGUGGCACGCUUUCUGCUGAGCGCCCUGCCAGCCGGCAGCGAGUGCCAGUGGCAUUAUGCCAGCCCCCUAGUGCCGGGCAGCCCGUCUCCGGCUAAGAGCCUUUCCGAGCCGCCGGUGAACCCUGCUCGGCACAGCCUGAUGCCAAGCUACGAAGCGCCCGCCGCCGCACGCAGGUUCGGCGAAGACACCGCGCCGCCGCCGCCGCCGCCGAGCUUCCCGAGCUGCGGCCACUACCGCGAGGAGCCGGCGCCGGGCCCGUCCAAGGCCGCCCGGCAGGCCGCCCGGGACGGGGCGCGGCUGGCGCUGGGCCGCGCGCCCCCCGAGUGCUGCGCGCCGCCGGCCCCGGCGCCCCCGGGCGCGCCCGCGCAGCUGCCGCUGGUGCUGCUCAACUAUCACCGCGUGCUGGCGCGGCGCGGGCCGCUGGGGGGCGCGGCGCCCGGCGCCCCCGGCCUGGCCUGCGGCCCCGGCGCCCCCGAGGCGGCGGGCGGCGCCCUGCGAGCCCGGGCCCCCGGCCCCACCGGCCCCGCCGCCGCCCCGCCGCCCGGCGCGCCGCGGCCGCACUACCUGGGCGCCUCGGUCAUCAUCACCAACGGCAGGUGA